Messenger RNA from Seminavis robusta, 1521 nucleotides. Lineage: Eukaryota; Bacillariophyta; Bacillariophyceae; Naviculales; Naviculaceae. The record is from the annotation of a GenBank genome assembly.
AUGGCAGAUCGACGAAAGAGGGCCUCCGAUGUAGAGAUGACUUCCAUCAACAAGAAAAGCAACCGACAUGUAGAGCAGAGUCAUACACUGUCUGCGUGGCAAGACGUUACCCAGAUGACACCGGCAAUGGGUACAGUAUUGCCAUCAACACUACGAGAAGAACGCUCUUCUUUUCCAGUAUCGCCAGAUAUGGAACUCACCUUUCCGGGUGCCUUUGCUGUAGAUGGAAUUUCAGACAAUCGGGAUGCCAUAAUUGAAGAGGCUGUGGAUCAAGAACCCAUUGAUGCUCUUGUGACACAAAUUCCAGAACAUGAAAAUAUUGAGGAUUCCAGCCUCUUGGAGAGUACUUGUACAGAGACAACAGUUCAAAACCAGAGAUCCAUUAAGUACUGGAGGCAAAGGUUGCUUUAUGUCCUUUCAUUGGAAGCCAAUGUUGUUUUACUCUCAGUUGUUCUGGCACUGCUCCUAUGUAUGGCAGUUUCGUUUGGAGGACAUGACAACAGCGACACAAGUCAAUCAACAGGCAUCAAAGUUCCUUCAAGAACUCCAGGAUUUGUAGCAAUGCCAACAAUGGCACCAGCAAAUUUGCUGGAUUCGCUCCAUUUUCCUGAUUACACACUGGAAGCUUUAGAAAACCCCACGAGUCCUCAGUCCAAGGCAUAUGAAUGGCUGAUCAACAACAUCAACAAUAAAAGCUCUACCCAAAACAUUCUACCAAAAUGGAGACUGAAGCAGAGGUUUGCUUUGGCCACAUUCUACUACUCUACAAGAGGGGACUUUUGGGUGAAACAUGGUGGAUGGUUGAAUUGGGAGACGAAUGAAUGCGACUGGGAACAAGUGAUCUUGAAUAAAAAUGUCUCUCCUGAUCUCUGCUGUAAUGAGAUGGGAGAAAUCAAGGCACUGGUCUUUCACAUCGCCAAUAACAUGGAUGGAACUAUUCCACCAGAGAUAUCUUUUCUUGGCAAGAGCUUGCAGCUUUUGAAGCUGAAUCAGCAACAGCAACUUAUGGGGUCUAUUCCAACAGAGCUUGGAGAGCUGACACAAUUAUCUAAGCUGACAUUGACAACAACAGGCAUUUCUGGCACAAUUCCAAUAGAGCUGGGUCUUCUGACGAAUCUUGGGCAACUCAAACUCAAACUCAAACUCAACAAUUUAUUGGGGUCUAUUCCUUCUGAGCUUGGCAAAUUGGGAAAUAUCACAAAUUUCAUGUUGCACGGGACACAUCUUACAGGGUACCUCCCUACCGAAUUCUACCAAUUGUACAAGCUAGAAAUCCUAGACGUGACCGAAUGUUCUAGACUGAAUAUGGAUUUUGUUCUUUCAGAAAUUGCUGAGAAUAUUCAACAAGUGCAAUCCAUUACGCUCAUCCAAAGAGCACGCGGAGACAAGAUGCCACUUCCGUCCCAUCUUGGCAAUCUGACCAAGCUAUCUGAUCUGGCUUUGAACGAUUGGAAUAUCUCGGGCACAAUACCAAGCAACUUUGGGGAUCUGACAGAGUUGGUGAGUAAUGCAAGCCAAUGA